This is a messenger RNA of Dama dama (fallow deer), 4765 nucleotides long. It is a transcript of the gene ZNF79, whose product is annotated as zinc finger protein 79. NCBI's taxonomy places the organism in Eukaryota, Metazoa, Chordata, Mammalia, Artiodactyla, Cervidae. Gene Ontology annotation, biological process: regulation of transcription by RNA polymerase II. The record is from RefSeq and is a predicted model, not a curated record. Bases 3164 to 4657 code for a protein of 497 amino acids. The transcript has 5 exons. Gene Ontology annotation, molecular function: DNA-binding transcription factor activity, RNA polymerase II-specific; RNA polymerase II cis-regulatory region sequence-specific DNA binding.
ACACCUUAAGCUUGUAAUGAGACCAAAUGAGACUGUAGAGAAGGGCAACGGAAGCGUGGAGUGGUCCAGGCAGAGCAGUGGAGAGAGCUGGACAAGUCCCUUAACCUCCCUAAACCUCAGUUUAUCCAUCUGUAAAAUGGGCACAAUGAUGCUACCUCCCUUGGUGGUGGUUAUGAGGAUGAAAGGAGAUGAUCAUGUAAAGCACUUAGAUGUGAGGAUGGCACUAAAGUGCUCAAAUCUGUUUCCUGUGGUGGUGGUGAGACCAUGCGGGUGAUGGUAGGAGGCUGUGGUGGAGAUGAGAAGCAAAGUGGCAUGUGAGGCUCAAGGGGUGCUUCAUGGAAUAUUUGAAAUCUUUACAAGUUUUUAUUUUCUACCCUAUUGUCUCAGCAACCCCUGAUUACUACUGGCACCUACUUAUUAGGUACCAAGGACUAUGGACACACGCACUCUUCAGAGGUCCCCUUAUACUCCUUGAGGCCUUCCCAUGACAGCACAAGAUGCUUCAGGGCCCAAGGCAGCCCCAGCUGACAGUUCUGUAUCUGUCACAGGAACCCAGUCCAGGACCAUCAGGCACACGUCCAUGGAGAAGUGUGGCAAGACGAAAUGUCCCCAGAGGACAGGUGCAGAAGAAGCUGUGCUUUACCUUGCCUUGGAUAGAAAAGUGCGCUGCCAACCAACAUCCAUCCCAUCACCCACUAACACCCCCAGAACAAUUUUCAGGGUAAUCCUGGCUUCUGAGAACCUAAGGCAAGAAAUUCCCUAAUGCCACGCUGUGUAUGGAGAAGAAUCGACACCACUUUGCCAAUAGAGGUCCAUGUAGUCAAAGCUAUGAUGUGAGAGUUGGACUAUAAAGAAAGCUAAGCACCGAAGAAUUGGUGCUUUCAAACUGUGGUGUUGGAGAAGACGCUUGAGAGUCCCUUGGACUGCAAGGAGUUCCAACCAGUCCAUCCUAAAGGAAGUCAAUCCUGAAUGUUCGUUGGAAGGACUGAUGUUGAAGCUGAAACUCCAAUUCUUUGGCCACCUGAUGUGAAAAGCUGACUCAUUUGAAAAGACCCUGAUGCUGGGACAGAUUUGAGGGCAGGAGAAGCAGGCAAGAGGAUGAGAUGGCUGGAUGGCAUCACCGACUCAACGGACUUGACCUUGAGCCAACUCCGGGAGAUAGUGAAGUCAGGGAAGCCUGGCCUGCUGCAGUCCCUGGGAUCCCAAAGAGUCAGGCAGGACUGAGCGACUGAACAGAUUCAUGAAGCACUCUGCUACCUCCCAGUGGCCACAGGUGGGUUUGCAAGACUAAGACAGGAAACCCUCUGCUACCUCCUAGUGGCUAUUAGGGGUUAAGCACCUACUGAGCCUGUGGCAGGGGCAGAACACAUCAGCUAGAAGAGCGCACUAGCCAAGAAAUGCAGGCAGCAUCUGGAAGCUGGAAAAAGCAAUGAAAACAGACUCUCUGCCUAGAGUUUCCAGAAGGAACAUAGCCCGGAAAACACCUUGAUUUUAGCCCAGGGAGAUCCAUCUCAGCCUUGAUAUCCAGAGUUAUAAGCCUGGAAAUCACUCAAGCCUAAGUUUCAGUUCAGUUUAGUUGCUCAGUCGUGUCUGGCUCUUUGCGACCCCAUGGACUGGUCACAUUGAUCACAGCCUUGUCUAACUCAAAGAAACUAUGAGCCAUGCAGUGUAGGGCCAUCCAAGAUGGAAGGGUCAUGGAGGAGAGUUCUAACAAAACUUGGUCCACUGGAGAAGGAAACGGCAAACCGCUUAAGUACUCUUAAGAAUGCCAUCAACAGUAGGAAAAGCCAAAAGGAUAUGACACUGAAAGCCUAAGAUAGAGAAGGGCUUAUCUCAGAGAGAUCUGUGGGUGUGACUUGUCUCAUGGAGUGAAUCCCAGUAAGUUCACAGAAGACCCUACAAAUUUAGAAUUAUAUUGGAAAAACACUUACUAGCGUUGAUUAACAGGGACAGAGACAAAAUGAAAACAGGUUCAGGACCCCCAAACUCAUUUCUGCUGCCCACGUAAUACAUUCUUAUCUCCUUAACGUCAAAAAAUUUCUCUAAAACUAAAUUGAUCAUUAGAAAAUUGCUUGAUUAGUGAAGAUCAACAGGCUUGUGGGACAUUUUCAUCAAUUCUCUGAGGAAGCCCACUUUGAAAUAUCCCCUUUGGCAGCACAGAAGCCUGCAAGGGCGUAAUAUUCAGGAAACUCCUAUCUUCAUAAUUCUGAUCGAACUCUAUUAAAGUGUGCUCCUGCCCCUGAAAUUACUGAAAGACGUUCCCUCCUGCUGAAGGAUACUUUGAGUGCUCCAAGCCAACCUGUGACUGCCCUGUUCACACUGAGGGGGCCCUCACUUCCUUUAAUCCCCCAACCCCAAACUCUCUGUAGGGCUCACGAAGACCAGUGAGGGUGGCUGGGGUUGGGCCCCGAGCUGAAGGAUUAGCGAGAGGACCUCGCUGAGCCGCGGUCCUGGGCACGUCAAAUCAUUGAGGAGAAACGAGGCGUAUCAGCGCCUGCGCUAAAAGCACCGCUCCCGGAGCCUUAGCUGCCAAGUUGCUUCCUAGCCAAGACGCCCGAGUAUUCGAUUCGUGGAUGGACCUCUGCAAGGCAUGUACAAUAAAGCGUGACGGGAAACACCUUCUGGGAGCAGGAACUGCCGGAAGCCUGGCUAGGAAAUACGGUCCACGAAGGUGCGUGGGUCACAGCCUCACACCUAGAGAGAGAAAACCUGUUCGGCCAGGAACAGAGCGCAGCGAUUUCUGGGAGAUGGAGUCCCGCGGCGCAAGGAGGCAUGUGCGCAUGGCCAGAAGUGACGCUUUUAAGGCGCGUCCCCCUUUGGCUCAGAGGCGGGCCUGCGACCGCUGUUUCUGAGCUCCAAGCGGUAGCCGUAUCCUGGAACCUUUUCACGUAAACGGCUGCGAGCGGGCUUUUUCAAGCGGUGUUCCGCUAGAGACCGAGUCGGCGGUUGCGUCACGGGCUCCCCAGCCGACGCCCGGCUGUGGCUGUGGAGACAAUGAGAGACCCGGCCGGACAGCACGGACCCGGCUCAGCCCCGCAGACUCAGAUCCGGCCUUUGAGGCGAGAGGCCUGAGAGAAGAGCCCAGAGCGGGGCUGGGGCUGCAGUGAAGCGACUCCGACGCUCAGAGAACUGCUGGGAGGCGGUGGCGCGAGGCGGGACCCGGAUGCUGGAAGGAGAACCACCUUCUCCAGACCCUGCCCUUCCCCAGGAGGAAGACACAGAAGAGGAAGGAAUGGCAGCUGGUCUCACAGCAGGGCCCCAAGGAUCCACACCUUUCAGCAGUUUGACUGUAGAUUUUACCCAGGGGGGAUGGAGGCAGUUGGCCCCUGCUCCGAGGGACAGGUUCGAGGAAGGGAUGCCAGAAAAGUCCAGAAACCUGGUCUUACUGGGACUUCCAGUUUCCCAGCCUGGUAUGAACUUCCAGUUGGAACAAAGGGAAGGUUCAUGGAUGCUCAAGAGAGACGGCCUAAGGAAUGCCUGUCCAGAUUGGAAGAUUAUAUCUGAAUCACCACCUGAGCAAGACAUUUCUGAAGAAUCAUUCCAAGAUCCAAGUGUAGAGAUGCCUUCUGGGGAGUCAGAGCACAGGAACAGUGAACUGGGGAAGAGCCUCAAUCUGAGACCAUUCCUUUCUCCACAGCAGAGAGUUCCUACAGAAGUGAGAUCCCGUACAUGGGACACACACGCAGAGAGCUUUGGGAAGAACGCAGGUACAGUUAAAGCUCACAGAGUGAAGCCGUACACGUGUAACGAAUGUGGCAAGGCCUUCAGUUAUUGUUCUUCCCUUUCUCAGCAUCAGAAGAGCCACACUGGGGAGAAGCCAUACGAGUGCAAUGAAUGUGGGAAGGCCUUCAGCCAGAGCUCAUCUCUUAUUCAGCACCAGAGGAUUCACACUGGAGAGAAACCUUAUAAAUGCAGUGAAUGUGGGAGAGCCUUCAGCCAAAACGCAAACCUCACAAAACACCAGCGAACUCACACUGGAGAAAAACCCUACAAAUGUACCGAAUGUGAGAAAGCCUUCAGUGACUGUUCAGCCCUUGUUCAGCACCAGAGAAUCCACACUGGAGAGAAGCCUUAUGAGUGUAGUGACUGUGGGAAGGCGUUCCGCCACAGUGCAAAUCUUACCAACCACCAGCGGACUCACACAGGGGAGAAGCCCUACAAGUGCAGCAACUGUGAGAAGGCCUUCAGCUACUGUGCGGCAUUUAUUCAGCACCAGAGAAUCCAUACAGGGGAGAAACCCUACAAAUGUAACGCAUGUGGGAAGGCCUUCAGCCAGAGUGCAAACCUCACAAACCACCAGAGGAUUCACACUGGAGAGAAACCCUACAAGUGUAGUGAGUGCGGGAAAGCAUUCAGCCAAAGUACAAACCUUAUAAUCCACCAAAAGACCCACACUGGAGAGAAACCUUAUAAAUGUAAUGACUGCGGGAAAUUCUUCAGUGAAAGCUCCGCCCUUAUUCGGCAUCAUAUAAUUCACACAGGAGAAAAGCCCUAUGAGUGCAAUGAGUGUGGAAAGGCAUUUAACCAGAGCUCAUCCCUUAGUCAGCAUCAGCGAAUUCACACUGGUGUGAAACCCUAUGAAUGUAGAGAGUGUGGGAAGGCCUUCAGGUGUAGUUCAGCUUUCAUUAGACAUCAGAGACUCCAUGCUGGAGAGUAACUGGGAACAUAACUGAAGUGGAUGGGGACCUGACAGGUAAUUUGAACGCUUAGCCCAGAGCCACAUGCAAAAGCACCUUUUAAUAAAUAGUCACUAUUUUACACCUUA